AUGUUGCUCAAGCGAUUGCAAUCCUUGUUUAAUGAAGACAAAUCCAUCAAGGCUCAAUUGUAUUCUCAAGAAUCUAUUCAACAGUCGUCAGCCUCUUUACCUUGUUCCAUAGCAAGAUCAGCCAUCAAAGACCAGCAGAUAGACCAGCAUGUCCAAUCUGGCAUUCAACAUCAUGAACUAGGCCAACUGGAAAAGGCGACACAUUGCUUUCGAUUAGCAUCAAAAGAAGGCUGUCCAAUUGGUAUGUUUUUAUACGGCAUAUCUCUGCGCCAUGGAUGGGGCUGUAGAUUAAAUACUUCGCUUGCGUUUCAGUAUCUACAAACAGCAGCUGAGCAUGCUGUGGAUGAUCUUUUGCACGGGGAUGAAUAUGCACUUGCAUCCAAAGGUGAACUGAUUAUGGCAAUCUAUGAGUUGGGAGUCUCAUUUCAGCAGGGCUGGGGUGUUACGAAAAGCAAAGAAACUGCAUUUUAUUACUUUGAAAUUGCUGCCAAAUUGGGCGAUUGCGAUGCUAUGAAUGAUUUAGCAUUCUGCUACCACCAUGGACAUGGUGUGAAAAAGAACAUUUAUAAAGCAGCGCAAUACUAUAGAAUGGCUGCAAGGCAGGGUCAAGGCCAAAUUGGAAAUUCAUGGAUUUGGAAAGAGAAAUACAACAUUGUAGAUGAUCCUGACUGGGAGAAAUAA
Messenger RNA from Mucor velutinosus, 681 nucleotides. RefSeq lists its product as uncharacterized. Gene Ontology annotation, biological process: negative regulation of G2/M transition of mitotic cell cycle. The coding region runs from base 1 to 681 and encodes 226 amino acids. The transcript is spliced from 3 exons. Gene Ontology annotation, cellular component: cell division site. NCBI's taxonomy places the organism in Eukaryota, Fungi, Mucoromycota, Mucoromycetes, Mucorales, Mucoraceae. The record is from RefSeq and is a predicted model, not a curated record. Gene Ontology annotation, molecular function: protein binding.